UGGGCCUGAGGGUGUGAGCCCGAGAUGGAAGGAUCAUUCCGGUGACCUUCCUAGUCCUCCAAGCUCACAGGAACCCCGACGAGUGAUCAGAAUUAUGGGCUUCCAAAUCCCUCCCGCCCAUUCGUUUUACAAACAUUCAAUGCGGAAAGUCUGGGUUUCUGCCCUAAAGGAAGAAGUUACCUUACUAUCUGGAAGAAAGUGGGAAAUAGCCUGAACACCGUAGCGCUGUAAUAGGGACUAACAAUGAUGACAGGAACUUGGGUGGGCUGGCAGAAGAGGUGGACGACAAAGUUCUUCAUGCGGCUUUUAUCCCUUUUGGAGACAUCACAGAUAUUCAGAUUCCUCUGGAUUAUGAAACAGAAAAACACCGAGGAUUUGCUUUUGUGGAGUUUGAGUUGGCAGAGGAUGCUGCAGCAGCUAUCGACAACAUGAAUGAAUCUGAACUCUUUGGACGGACAAUUCGUGUCAAUUUGGCCAAGCCAAUGAGAAUUAAAGAGGGCUCUUCCAGGCCAGUUUGGUCAGAUGAUGACUGGUUGAAGAAGUUUUCUGGGAAGACUCUUGAGGAGAAUAAAGAAGAAGAAGGACCUGAGCCUCCCAAAGCUGAAGCCCCAGAGGGAGAGCCCGCUGCAAAAAAAGCCCGGUCAAAUCCUCAAGUGUACAUGGACAUCAAGAUUGGGAACAAGCCAGCAGGCCGAAUUCAAAUGCUCCUACGGUCUGACGUUGUGCCCAUGACAGCAGAGAACUUCCGUUGCCUGUGCACCCAUGAGAAGGGCUUUGGCUUCAAGGGAAGCAGCUUCCACCGCAUCAUCCCCCAGUUCAUGUGCCAGGGCGGUGACUUCACAAACCACAACGGCACAGGGGGCAAGUCCAUCUAUGGCAAGAAGUUCGAUGAUGAAAACUUCAUCCUUAAACACACAGGGCCAGGCCUCCUCUCCAUGGCCAAUUCUGGCCCAAACACCAAUGGCUCCCAGUUCUUCCUGACCUGUGAUAAGACAGAUUGGCUGGACGGCAAGCAUGUGGUGUUUGGGGAGAUCACGGACGGCCUGGAUGUCUUGCGGCAGAUUGAGGCGCAGGGCAGCAAGGACGGGAAACCAAAGCAGAAGGUGAUCAUUGCUGACUGUGGAGAGUACAUGUGAGGCUCUGCUCAUCUCUGUAGGACAGGGUGAACCGCCUGGUGUCUGCCCUGGUGCUGAGUGGUUCCUGAGAAGUGAGCUGUGUAUAGCGUGUGCCUUUCCUUGGGGUCACCUGCCUUAGCAGCCAGUCGUCUGCACUGUUGGGUUCUUCGGUCACAGCUCUGCCCGAAAGCCAGCAUGGGCACAGUGCUGCCGCCACCUGCCCUGAACUGUGUAGCUGCUGGGUGGCGUCUUUGCUAAAAUAAACUGGUUUUCUGUA
Messenger RNA from Rattus norvegicus (Norway rat), 1392 nucleotides. RefSeq names its product peptidylprolyl isomerase E (gene Ppie). Gene Ontology annotation, biological process: mRNA splicing, via spliceosome; protein folding. Gene Ontology annotation, molecular function: nucleic acid binding; peptidyl-prolyl cis-trans isomerase activity; RNA binding. Lineage: Eukaryota; Metazoa; Chordata; Mammalia; Rodentia; Muridae. The record is from RefSeq and is a predicted model, not a curated record. Gene Ontology annotation, cellular component: nucleus; protein-containing complex.